AUCUUCCAGGACUUUCCACGAGCGUCCCAUCAACCCUUGCGGCUUCCGGCUUCUCUCUCCUUUGGUGACGCCUGGCUGCGUUCUUGUGGCACUUCGCUAGUCGUUACUAUGCCAGCUCUUAGGCCUCUCAUCAAACCUAAUAUUGUCAAAAAGAGGACCAAGAAGUUCAUUCGUCAUCAAUCCGAUCGCUAUGUCAAAAUCAAGCGUAACUGGCGCAAGCCAAGAGGUAUUGACAACAGAGUUCGCAGAAGAUUUAAAGGCCAAAUCUUGAUGCCCAACAUUGGUUAUGGUAGCAAUAAGAAGACAAAGCACAUGCUGCCAUCAGGAUUCCGAAAAUUUCUUGUCCACAAUGUCAAAGAGCUGGAGGUGUUAAUGAUGAGCAACAAGUCAUACUGCGCAGAAAUUGCUCAUAAUGUUUCAUCCAAGAAUCGGAAGAUAAUUGUGGAGAGAGCAGCACAGCUUGCUAUCAAAGUUACCAAUCCAAAUGCCAGACUGCGCAGUGAAGAAAAUGAAUAGUUGGUCUUGUACAACUAUAUUUAAUAAAGGAUGCAUAUUGUUGGGAAA
Messenger RNA from Python bivittatus (Burmese python), 564 nucleotides. It is a transcript of the gene RPL32, whose product is annotated as ribosomal protein L32. Gene Ontology annotation, cellular component: ribosome; cytosolic large ribosomal subunit. Gene Ontology annotation, biological process: translation. Gene Ontology annotation, molecular function: structural constituent of ribosome. The record is from RefSeq and is a predicted model, not a curated record. Lineage: Eukaryota; Metazoa; Chordata; Lepidosauria; Squamata; Pythonidae.